GAUAGAUAAAUAUUAAAACCUCCACACAAAAUUUACACCAUAAGUCCAUAACCAUGUCUUUCUCUUUCUCCUCUCCCCCCUUCAGUUCAUUACUUCCAUUCUCUUCUUCCCCAAAAAUUGAAAUUGGACCAAUAAUUUCGAGGUUUUCUGUAAGGUCACAGGCCCCACCGAGAUCCCGGAGUCGUAAACAAGGUGGCCGGCAGGUAUGGCGGCGUAGAAAAUUGACAAAGAAAGAUGAGUUUAUGGAAGCCAAACUGGAAAGGAUCCCUUUUCUCGAGGAGCAAAUGAGGAAGGUACAUGAAGGUGGAGGGGUCUUGGCGGGGGAUAUAGACCGGCUAAUGAAAUCACAGGACAACCGCUUUGAAUUUGUGAAUGAGAUAGCAGCUGAGGCCACAGCAUAUGUUGAAAACAACAGAGAUGAGUACGGGGACAAAAAGGCCAUCCUUCAUGUACUGAGUAACCGUAUGAACGACGCUGGAUUUGUUCGUUCUGAAGGUUACCUGGAGACUGACCCAUUUUUGCCCGGUCCUACUUACCUCAAGAUCAAUCAUUAUUAACACAGUUUGUGUUUGUCAAGUUUACGUUCUCGUGGGUUAGUUCUUAGUGUAAUCUUUAGCAGGUUAGAGUGUAUUAUUCCUUGCUGUCUGAAUUUAUAGGAAUCAAUGUGGCGGAGUUGCAUUCUAUUUAAUGAAAGCCGAGUUAUAUAAA
Molecule: messenger RNA, 708 nt
Organism: Beta vulgaris subsp. vulgaris (sugar beet)
Lineage: Eukaryota; Viridiplantae; Streptophyta; Magnoliopsida; Caryophyllales; Amaranthaceae
Exons: 4
Coding region: 54-557 (167 amino acids)
Biological process (GO): plastid transcription
Cellular component (GO): plastid-encoded plastid RNA polymerase complex
Source: RefSeq, a predicted model, not a curated record